CCACCCCAUGAGAUAAGCACCCACCCACCCCCAUUUAUUUCAACAUCUUCCGAGUGUGAUAGAGCGUAAACCACCGCGUCAUGGAGAAAGAUGGGAGAGCACAUAAGCCUCCAAAGAAGAAGGUCGCUUCGAUAUUGAGUGGAAUCGAAGAAAUACCAGAUCCAGAUCCAGACCCCAAUACAAAACCAACGACAACCAGUGAAGGGACAAGGGGCACAAGUCCGCGUCCCCAGGCGAGUGGCGGAACCAUUGCGGCUCUGGUGAGCGGUUUGCACCACACGGGGGCACGUGACAUCCAGUCGCUGCAUCAGCCACUGCUCGAGUGCGAGGAGCGGGCGCUGGCCAUCAAGAAUCACCUCAGGGUGCAUCGCCAGGGCCAUGGCACUGAGGCAUCGCCCCACGAUUCCAUGUCGCGAUUUAUAGUCGAUAUCGAGGAGGAGCCAUCGGAUUCGUCGCAGAGUACCGGAGUGCAGGAACACCAGGAGCAUGAGCAUACCGGUGGUGGUGGUGGUGGUGCUGGCGGUGGCGGUGGCGGACCGAGUUCCUUGCGUCGCUUCAGCCACUUCAAUCUGGCACUGCGUCGUUUCUCCCACAUCCCACAUGUCCAUGUAAAUAACAUAAAUCGCUACGGAGAAUCCAUGGGUUCGCUGGGACAUCGCGCCUUGCUGCAGUACAUCGAUAAUAAUGAUCUAUCCGGUCUGCGCGCCAUCCUUGACAGCCGGCACCUGAACAUCGAUGAUCGGGAUGAGAAUGCCACCACCGUGCUGAUGGUUGUGGCCGGACGGGGUCUCACAGCAUUCGUUCGGGAAUUUCUGGCACGCGGCGCCGAUUUCCAGGCCGAGGAUCUGGACAACUGGACAGCUCUGCUGUGUGCCUCCCGCAAUGGACACUUUGAUGUCGUCCAACUCCUACUGGAUCAUGGCGCUGAGGUCGAGCAUCGCGAUAUGGGUGGCUGGACGAGUCUGAUGUGGGCCGCCUAUCGGGGGCACACGGAACUGGUGCGGCUGCUGCUGGAAAAGGGGGCCGAUGGCAAUGCGCAUGGCAAUUACCACUUGGGCGCCCUGCUCUGGGCAGCGGGACGGGGCUUCAAGGACAUUGUGGAGCUGCUGGUGCAGCGCGGGGCCAAGGUGAAUGUCGGCGACAAGUACGGAACGACGGCCCUCGUCUGGGCCUGUCGAAGGGGCAACGUGGAGAUCGUGGACACUCUGCUGAAGGCCGGUGCCAAUGUGGACACCGCGGGCAUGUAUUCGUGGACCCCACUGCUGGUGGCAGCCGCCGGCGGACACACGGACUGCGUGAGUUCCAUUCUGGAGAAGAAGCCGAAUGUGAAUGCUCUGGAUAAGGAUGGAAUGACGGCCCUGUGCAUCGCCAGUCGUGAGGGAUUCCAGGAUAUUGCUGCCUCCCUCAUAGCAGCCGGCGCCUACAUAAAUAUACAGGAUCGCGGUGCGGACACGCCCCUCAUUCAUGCCGUAAAGGCCGGCCAUCGCACCGUUGCUGAGGCACUGCUGAAGAAGCACGCGGAUGUGGAUAUCCAGGGCAAGGACCGCAAGACGGCCAUCUACACGGCCGUGGAAAAGGGCCACAUUCAGAUCGUUAAGCUGCUGCUCUCCACAAACCCCGACCUGGAGUCGUCCACCAAAGACGGCGACACACCGCUCAUGCGGGCGGUGCGCAAUCGCAAUCUGGAGAUCGUCCACAUGCUGCUCGACCGCAAGGCCAAGGUGACGGCCGCCGAUAAGCGGGGCGACACCUGCCUGCACAUAGCCAUGCGGGCGCGCAGCAAGGCGAUUGUAGAGGCGCUGCUGCGCAACCCCAAGCACAGCCAGCUCCUGUAUCGGGCGAACAAGGCGGGCGAGACGCCCUACAACAUCGACACCCUGCACCAGAAGACGAUACUCGGCCAGGUGUUUGGCGCCAGGCGUCUCAACACCAACGAGGACUCCGAGGGCAUGCUGGGAUACGAGCUGUACUCCUCGGCCCUGGCGGAUGUGCUCAGCGAGCCCACGCUAACGACGCCCAUCACCGUCGGCCUCUACGCCAAGUGGGGCAGCGGCAAGAGUUUCCUGCUCAACAAAUUGCGCGAUGAGAUGAACAACUUUGCCAAACAGUGGGCCGAGCCGCCCGCCAAGACCAGCGGCCUUCUGUUCAUCGUGUCGCUGCACCUGGCGCUGCUCAUUGGCAUCAUUGUGGGUCUGAGCACCUGGUCCACUGUCUGGGGCGUGUCAAUCGCCGCGGGCUUCAUGCUGAUGGCAUACCUCAUGCUGGCGGCUGUGAAGUAUUGCAACUACCAGAUGGACAUGCUGUGGGCCUACUCUGUGCAGCAUGGCCUGGAGAAGAGGAUGACGCGGCUGCGCCUCAUCCUGCAGGUGGCAUUCUGCCACCCGCCUGGCCCCCAAUCCGACUCCCAGGCCAAGCCGGUGCGCUUCCACUUUGCGGAGGCGAACAGCGCAUCGCCGACAGGCGAUGGCGCGGUGGCCCAUAUGCUGGCGGCCCUCCUGGGGGCCAUGGAGUCGCACUACGGGUGGCUGGCCACCCGCCUGUAUCGCGCCUUCCGUCCCAAGUGCCUCAAGUUGGACGUGGGCUGGCGCUGGCGGCGCAUGUGCUGCAUUCCCAUCGUCCUGAUCUUCGAGCUGGCGCUGAUCACCCUGGUGACGGGAAUCGCCCUUAUGGUGGCCUACUUCACGUACGCCAAUGAAAAGGAGCGGGAGCAGAUCCAGGUGGUGCUCUAUGUGGUGGCCGCCAUUCUGGGCACGCUCAUCUGCACGCACCUGCACGUCCUGGCCAAGGUAUGCGUUGCCCUAUUCACCUCCCACAUCCGGCUGCUGAAGCGAGCGGUGCACGCCAGCGAAACGGCACCCCUGACGAUGCUCGGGGCCGAGGUGUCGGUGAUGACGGACAUGGUCAAGUGCCUGGAUUCGUUCACAAAUCAGCAGAGCCGCCUGGUGGGCGUCAUUGAUGCCCUCGACUCGUGCGACACGGAGCGCAUCCUCACCCUGCUGAACGCCGUCCAGACGCUGCUCUCCUCGCCGAACCGUCCCUUUGUGCUGCUCAUCUCGGUGGAUCCCCAUGUGAUUGCCAAGGCGGCGGAGGCCAACAGCCGACGCCUGUUCACCGAAGGUGGCAUCGGGGGCCACGACUUCCUGCGGAAUCUCGUACACCUGCCCGUCUACCUGCAGAACUCUGGACUGCGGAAGGUGCAGCGGGCCCAGAUGACGGCGCUUCUAUUCAAGCGGAGCGGCGGUGGCAGCGAAUACCAGAACGACGAUGGACCCACACUGGGGCACUCUGUGUCCGCGCGACGUCUGUCCAAUGCCUCGGAGAUAAUUUCCAGCCAGGAGAAGCUGCGUGGCCCGGCAAGGGCUGGCGGGGGCAAGAAGCUGCGUCUCUCCGAGUCGGUGGCCAGCUCGACGGGCUCCAAUCUGCAUCGCCUGGGUCAGAAUCCCCAGGGUGUGCUCGAUCUGUCGCGAAUUGUGCUCACAGAUGACUACUUCAGUGAUGUGAAUCCGCGCAGCAUCCGGCGUCUGAUGAACGUCAUCUACAUCACGGUGCGGCUGCUGAAGGCCUUCCAGAUUGACUUUAGCUGGUACCGCCUCAGCUCGUGGAUCAACCUGACGGAACAGUGGCCCCUGAGGGCCAGCAUGAUAGUGCUCCAUCACGACCAGUUCAUGGACACCAAUGCGGAUGAGAAUGUCUCCCUGCAGAGCGUAUACGAGAAACUGCGUCCCAAGCUUGCGUAUUUGCGAGAGGCUGCUCCGCUUCUGGAGCUGGAUAGGGAUGAGCGGAAGCUGGAUGCCUUUCUGCAGCUCCACAAAUCGGAUUUACUUGUGGCGGAUCUGCGCAUCUUUCUGCCCUUCACCAUAAAUCUGGAUCCUUACUUAAGGAAGGUUCUCAAGGAGGAUCAGCAAACGAUUGAGGAUGAGGGCUCGCUUGUAAUCCAAACCAGACCGAGCGUAUACAAUCAAAUGCGCCAACAGCCGGUGCCCACCACAUAUGUGCCUUCGCCACAGCCACAGCCACAUGCCUAUCCGCCCUAUCAAAUGUUCCAAAACGAUUUUGUGCCCAACGAGAUGCGAUCGAGGAACCUCAGCUCCAGCACGGAGCCCGUAUCGCCGCUGAUUGCCUCGCCCAGCGAUUCCUUUGGCGAGGACAUAUUGCAGACGAGGCUCUCGGAUCUGACAGUGGAGGGUGUCGUCAGCCUGCUGGAGCGCAUUGAUGACAUGAAGCCAGCCAUGCUCAAGCUGGCGCCGGUGCUCCGUGAUAAUGCCAUCAAUGGACGCGUGCUGAAGCACUGCGAUAUGCCAGAUCUCAAAUCGGUUUUGGGCCUAAGCUUUGGCCACUGGGAGCUGUUUCGCCUGCUGAUCACAACGCUGAGGGAUUGCGAGCGACAGCCGAGGAAGCAGCAUCGCCCGCAGCCACAGGUACCCGCUGUGGAGGCGCCGCCAGUGAGUGUGCCCAUGAUCAAGGACGUGACCGAUGCCCUGAUGCCGCCCCGCGAGUCUUUGUCGCGCAAGAACUCUGCCAGUCAUAUGGAGAAGCAGGUCACACUGGAGGAGCAAAUGAUUUGCGGCACUUUGCAAACGCUCAACGAGGAGGCGUACGAGGACGUGGCCAGCAGUGAGCGACCCAGUCCCACAGGUGAGAUGUUAGCUACAGCCUCACAACUGCAAUUGGCACCCAUACGCGAGUCCUCCGAGUUCGGCUCACCUUCCGACGAGCUUAUGCUGACCACCAUCCUGCAGCACCAUGCCAAGAGUCAGAACAACAACAACAACAACACGAACGCGGUGCCGGGCUCAUAUUUGCAUGCUGAUUACAAUCGUAGUGCCAGUGCCAAUUCCCUCCAGAGUCUUGGGGCGAUUGUGGGCCCCUCCCUGUCCGCUGGUGAUGGCGGCCGCGGCAGCUGCGGCAAUGGGAACGGUAACGACUAUUGCGGUAGCACGUUCGAUCUUGUGCAAGUAGAAUCUGGCGGUGGUGGUAUCUAUGAUAUGCAUCGUGCUGCGGCACGACAAAUUUCGAUCAGCAGCGAGCGGCUAACGCUUAACGAGCCCAGCUCUCUGCCCCUGGUGGUGGUCAUACCCAAUGGCUCCUCGGGGGAGCAGCACUACGACGAUACAAAGCUGUGAGAGGUCCAGCCAUUCCCAUCGUCUGCAAACUGAAACUAUGUAAAAUGCAUGCGAAAUAAUACGGGAGAUUGCGGGGCCCUUAACUUAACUAAUAGUCUGACAAUGGAAAAAAAACCAUUUUAAAAUUGGACCAAAUGUCAAUUGUCAAUCCAGUACGAGACCAAAGCAGAACAGACCAAAAUCAUAUAUCAUCUAGAUAUCAUUCUUUAAAGCCCUGUUUGAUUUACUUUUAAUUUUGGCUUGGCUUCGAUCUGGACAGUAUUAUCGUAUUAUCUACAUAUAUCUAUAAACAUAUCUAUCUAAAGGACUAAAAUUUGAGUUGUGCGACGAUUACUAAUUCAUUCCAAUUGUUAUAUACCAACACGAUUAGUUUAGUUUGAUUAAUUAUUGGCCACAAGAAAUUUAAAAUUGUGAACAACCAGCCAACCCACACACACCCACACUCCCCCACACACACACACACACAACCCACUAAUAACUAACCCGAAUUAAGCGAAAGCCAAGCCUUCACCCCGCCCGGAGACACCCACCAGCGAAAAUAUCAAAUAAAUGAUAAUCUUAUGAACAACUCUCUACCACUUGCAUUUUAUUCAGCUUUCCCCAUAUCUGUGUGUGUGUUUAUUUACCGCCUCUUAACCUCUUUGUUCCAUUCUAUGUUCGAUGUUCCAAAUAUUUACUUCUUAUAAUGGUGGUGCUAUAAUGUGGUACUGCAGCUGCCACAGCGUGUGGCAGUGGAUCGAUCAUCCCUGAUAUCCCCUGAUAAACCACCUUACCUUAC
Messenger RNA from Drosophila obscura, 5901 nucleotides. It is a transcript of the gene Arms, whose product is annotated as kinase D-interacting substrate of 220 kDa. Bases 81 to 5123 code for a protein of 1680 amino acids. The transcript is spliced from 9 exons. The record is from RefSeq and is a predicted model, not a curated record. Gene Ontology annotation, molecular function: protein binding. NCBI's taxonomy places the organism in Eukaryota, Metazoa, Arthropoda, Insecta, Diptera, Drosophilidae.